Messenger RNA from Caenorhabditis bovis, 1569 nucleotides. NCBI's taxonomy places the organism in Eukaryota, Metazoa, Nematoda, Chromadorea, Rhabditida, Rhabditidae. The record is from the annotation of a GenBank genome assembly.
AUGAUUCUUCUCUUCUUGUUCUACUUGUUCGAGUUCCUACUCGUUACAUUGAUAUUUCUCGCGGUAACCGGCAAAACGUUGGGAAUUCGUGAGCUCUAUGUGAAUACGUUGGACAGAAUAUUUGAGUGGGGAGCCACGGUUUGCACAGAAGUCGGUGAUGAUGAGCCACCUCCAAAUGGUGAGGAGUGCGAGACAAUUCAAAGGAAACCCAGAAGAAGUUCGUCGGCGUCAGAUUUAGGCAUUAUCAAUCGAGAAAAGUCGGAGAUCAUUGAUGCGAAGCUUCACGAAACUAAUGUGCCAACAUCCAAGAAGACAACUGUUAGCGUUCUCGUUGAUGAUACACUAGAUUUCAUAACCGCCGGAAUGGAAGCGAUCAUUGAAGAUCAAGUGACAAACAGAUUUGCUGCUGCCCAGUUACCUUGUUGGAAUCUUUUGAGCCGAACGAGAUAUUCGUUCCAAUAUUACAACUGGAAACUCACUGCGCUAUGGAUUGUUGGAUUUAUGGUGCGAUACUACGUUUUUUUGCCAUUCCGUAUUGCUUUGUUUGUGUUAUCGAUGGGCCUUAUGAUCGCCUGCACAACAAUUAUUGGAAUAGUGCCGCAUCCAAAAGUUAAAAAGUGGUUGAACAGAAGAGUGAUGCUCAUGUGCUUUAGAAUCUAUUCGCGUGCAUUUUCCAGUGUUAUUAGAUUUCAUAACAGAGAAAAUCGAGCACAAAAGGGCGGAAUCUGCGUUGCAAACCAUACAUCUCCAAUUGACAUUAUGAUUCUAAGUUGCGAUAAUUGCUAUGCCAUGAUUGGCCAGAAGCAGGGAGGAAUGCUAGGAUUCCUGCAAAACACAUUGAGCCGUGCUGAACAUCAUAUUUGGUUCGAAAGAGGAGAAGCAAAGGACAGAAAGAAGGUCGUUGAGAUCAUGCGCGAACAUGUCAAUGAUGAGAACAAACUUCCGAUUAUCAUCUUUCCUGAAGGAACCUGUAUUAACAAUACAUCAGUGAUGAUGUUCAAGAAGGGAUCGUUUGAGCUUGGCAGCACAAUUUAUCCGAUUGCAAUGAAAUAUGACUCAAGAUUGACUGACGCGUUCUGGAACAGCAGUCGUGAAUCUUAUGGGAAAUAUUUGUGGAACAUGAUGACGUCGUGGGCAAUUAUUUGCGAUGUUUGGUAUUUGCCACCAAUGACAAAACAGGAAGGUGAAGAUUCGAUUGCUUUCGCACGUCGUGUGAAGCACGCAAUUGCCAAAAAAGGUGGAUUGAUUGACUUGGAAUGGGAUGGAAUGUUGAAGAGAGAAAGAGUGUCCAGCAAACUAGUAAGCCUUCAACAAAAGCUUUACUAUGAGAGAUUGGCCCGAACAACGAGUUUGACAACUAUGAUUGAGGAGGAUACUACCGAUAUUUUGGAAAUUAUGCAGGGUAUAACCGAUGAGGAACGAAACGAGCUUCUCAAGAAGAUUGACGAGCAGGAUGAUGAAGCGGCAAUGAUGCGUAAGAUAUCGGCAAUGCGUCCAUCGAGCCCGUCGCCAAGAGCCACUUUCCAAAUUGGCGGUGGUGAUGCAAUGCGUCACCGCAAAUUCGAAUAG